GGGGCGCUUGGGCAACUGCCCUUGGACCUAUACGAAAAGAUGACCCUGCUGUCUGCCGACAAUGGUAAAAGAAAGACCUUAUCGCACUGCCCAGGAGUGAUUGUAUGUGUGUUUCUUGCUUUUGUACAGAGCGUGCGGACAUCUAGCUACUGUGCACCAUUUACCACUUACAGCAAUGGAACACCAAUGGCUCCCUGUGGUGCAAUUGCCAACAGCAUGUUUAAUGACACAAUAAUGCUUUUCUAUCAGCCGGAUGCCUCUUCCAGUAUCCCAGUCCCUCUGCUGAGGACAGGAAACACCUGGUGGUCUGAUAAGAAUGUGAAGUUCCGAAAUCCAGAACCAACAGGGAAUCUCGUCCAGGCAUUUGCUGGAAGUGCCAGACCUCCAUACUGGCAGAAACCAGUUUAUGAGCUUGAUCCUCUGGAACCCUCUAACAAUGGCUACCUAAACGACGACUUGAUCAACUGGAUGAGAGUGGCCGCACUCCCAAACUUCAGAAAGCUCUACAGACGCCUCUCCCGUGUACAACAGUUCUCUGAUGGCCUCCCGGCUGGCAAUUACAGCUACAUCAUUGAUUAUAAUUUUCCUGUGUCGAAGUUCGGAGGGAAAAAGCAUGUUAUCCUGACCACGUUGUCAUGGUGUGGAGGAAGUAACAUGUUUCUGGGAAUUGCGUACACCGUGACCGGAGCAGCCAUUAUACUAACAGCAUUUGUAAUGCUUGCUGUGUUCUUGAAGAAAAGGAAGCCCAAAAGAAAAUCGUUCUCAGGGAGAUAAACUUUGCAAACGCUGCAAGAAGUGAAAACACAGUUACCUUAACCAUCUCUGCUACAUAUGGGAAACAUUUUAUCUGUGCAUAGGGAAUAAGGACAAAUGAGUAGCUCUUAGUGAUGAACCACACUCUGGUAAGGGUAAUAUCACAUAGGUAUUUGUGUCUGUAUUUUAGCCUUAGGAACUUCUCACUUAUCCCUCUCAAUAUGUGGGAACCUUUGUGAGAGGAGCAGCACUUAUACGAGCUGUUAUGUACAGUGAGGUAGAGAAUAAGACCUGGAGGUAGUAUACAUUGUACGCUUUAUGUGCAGUGUUUCUUAGUAUUGUUCUUGUGUGUUUAGAUGGCCUGCGCUCUGUUAUCAGGAGACAGCUCCACACAGCACCUUGGCACGUCUGGAGAUGACAAAUAUGAAGAGAUGUGCUGUGCAGAACUGUCAGCGUCACAUCAGUCCCAGCUCCUGUCACCAUAUAACCAUGUCUUUCAAUAAAUACAGCUUGUAAAAUGUUUCUCCUAAAAUACUAAUUUAUCACUUAAAUGAGUCAUGAGAGCAGGGCCGGAUUAUGUUCAGGGCCCCACACAUCAGCUUUCCCAUCUGGUGAGGCAGGUCAGGAUGCAAGAGAGCUGGAUCAGUGUUGACCUCAUUCUGGUUCUGUUUCCCAGCAUGCUAAUGGAUAAAAAGUGAUGGAGCCCUGAUCCCGCAGGUGGGUGACUGAUCACUUCUACACUGCUGCAGUAAGAUCAUCUGCUAUUCUCGCUUGUGAGUGGCUGGCAGGUCACAGUGACUGUUAAUGGCAAGACUUGAUUUGACAACAGCAAUUUGGGUGUUUGAAGUUUUUUUGGUGAUUUUAUUUACAAUGCUUGAAGUGCACCCAAAAAUGUUCUCAAUGGAGGUGCAAUAGGAAAGUGCAAUAUGCAGCAUUCUAUUAUCUAUUAUUAUUAGGGUAUACUUCUCUACUCUCCAAGACCCUCCAGGGAGACUCCCAAAUUUCUAUGAAUCUCUAAGUUCCCAAAAGAGUAAGGUGGGGAGGAUAGGGAGAAUAAAGCUGGUAACUGUGGCCCGUGGGGAGAGGGCGAUAUCAACAUGACGCAGUUCUUUAAUAAUCGUAUAAUUUGACCACUAUUGGCAUGUUACAGUGAGGGGUGGGGUUAAUUAUGCAAGUAGCCCUGCCCCACCCCCAUCAGCUGAUACCUGCGUAAAGUAGGUAAGUAUGAUGUAGAGUGGAAAUGGUUGUGUACCGCUCAGCAGAGCAAGGAAAACCUCACAAAUUCUCCCUCCCAGACCUUUAUUGCAACAAGAAAAUCUCACUCUACUAAAUGAAACCUUGUUUCUGCAUUGUUCCACCAAACUUCAUAUUGCCAAGAAUGCCUUCAGUUCCAACUCCUCCCAUUUCAGCUGUCAUCAUGUUCUGUAAGUGUAUGCACCAUCAAAGAAGAUUUUGCAUUGUGCUAAAAUACACUACCCAACAAAGAGCCAAUGUGACAUUAUCCUUAGAGGGAGAUUCAAGAAUUUUAUUUGCAGUGAUAAGUAAUGGGCAUCCAAUGGAGCAAUUCAAUUGUUGUUCCAAUCAAGCAUGACUGCCAUGGGUGCCUAUUACUUAUCACGCUUCUCACACCCAAAAGUACUAAGUUCACCUGUGUGAUAACAUGGGAACAAAUAAACUUUCUAUGUUAAAGAUACUGGAGUAACUGAUAUUUUUAUAGGAAAAAUAAUCCUGAAACUUUAAGAUUCCUUGUGUGCUUGAAACCCCUGAGAUUGGCCACUUAUCUCUGAAUACACUGAUCUGGCCAAAAAUAAAAACUGAAUUAAAUGGCAGUAAUUGUUCAGGCUCUGUUCUUUUCAUUUAACCACUACCAGCA
Molecule: messenger RNA, 2626 nt
Organism: Pseudophryne corroboree (corroboree frog)
Lineage: Eukaryota; Metazoa; Chordata; Amphibia; Anura; Myobatrachidae
Product: cell cycle control protein 50C-like
Exons: 4
Coding region: 40-774 (244 amino acids)
Cellular component (GO): plasma membrane; endoplasmic reticulum; Golgi apparatus
Source: RefSeq, a predicted model, not a curated record